AUGGCGUCAUCAGCAGCAACACACUCCCCGGUCCUCAAACAGUCAGUCAAGCUUGCCUGCGUGCAGCUCGCCUCUGGCCCGGACAAGACGGCCAACCUCCUGCACGCCGCCGACAAAGUCCGCGAGGCAGCCUCCGCCGGCGCCAAGAUCGUCGUGCUCCCGGAAUGCUUCAACUCCCCCUACGGAUGCGAUCACUUCCCCCGCUAUGCCGAGACGCUCCUCCCGUCCCCUCCGUCGCGGGACCAGAGCCCGUCCUUCCACGCGCUCUCCGCCAUGGCGCGCGACAAUGGCGUCUACCUCAUCGGCGGCUCCAUCCCCGAACUCGCAACCACCACGGGGGAGGGCGAGAGCGAGAAGAAGACGUACUACAACACCUCACUAACCUUCUCGCCCACGGGCGCGCUGUUGGCGACGCACCGCAAGGUGCACCUCUUCGACAUCGACAUACCGGGCAAGAUCACGUUCCGGGAGUCGGACGUGCUCUCGCCGGGGAACAAGCUGACGGUAGUCGACCUGCCCGAGUACGGCCGCGUGGGCAUCGCCAUCUGCUACGACGUGCGGUUCCCGGAGCUGGCCAUGAUUGCGGCGCGCAGGGGGUGCUUUGUGCUGAUCUACCCGGGCGCAUUCAACAUGACCACGGGCCCGCUGCAUUGGCAGCUGCUUGCGCGGGCGAGGGCGGUGGAUAACCAGGUGUAUGUGGCGCUGUGCAGUCCAGCAAGGGAUCUGACUGCGGGUUAUCAUGCUUGGGGUCAUAGUGUUGUGGUGGAUCCCAUGGCGCAGGUGCUGGUGGAGGCGGAGGAGAAGGAGGCUGUUGUAGUUGCGGACUUGGACGGGAACAAGAUUGAGGAGGCGAGGAAGGGGAUUCCAUUGAGGGAUCAGAGGAGGUUUGAUGUCUAUCCUGACGUGAGUCAGGGCAAGGUGAACUUCGAAGAGCCGUAG
Molecule: messenger RNA, 939 nt
Organism: Chaetomium strumarium
Lineage: Eukaryota; Fungi; Ascomycota; Sordariomycetes; Sordariales; Chaetomiaceae
Product: putative nitrilase
Exons: 1
Coding region: 1-939 (312 amino acids)
Biological process (GO): L-glutamine metabolic process; oxaloacetate metabolic process
Cellular component (GO): mitochondrion
Molecular function (GO): omega-amidase activity
Source: RefSeq, a predicted model, not a curated record